GUCAAAAUGUCAGAAAACUCGGCCCGCCAGCUCCGCGGCGAGCUUCACUACGCCUUCACCCCCGAGCUCAUCAAGCAACGAAUGCGGUGCGCCGAGGCACGGCAAAAAUAUAACGACUCGCGCGACAUCAGCCGAAGGAAGCGCGCCGAGCUGUGGAGAGACAUCAUCAACGACACAAACCCCCUCCCCGCAAAAGCAGCAACCCAAGACCUAGACGACGACCUCUUCGCCGAAGACCCGUGGGUCGAACCGCCCUUCUACGCAGACUACGGCACCAACAUCUCCCUCGGGCAGAACGUGUUUGUCAACUUCAACGCCGUCUUCAUCGACACUUGCAGAAUCACGAUUGGUGCGCGCACGCUGCUGGCUCCCGGCGUGCAACUUUAUAGUGGUCGGCACCCGCUGGAUCCGGAGGUGAGGAAUGGGACGAAGGGGCCGGAGGAUGGGGCGGAGAUUCAUAUCGGGGAGGACUGCUGGCUGGGGGGGAAUGUGAUUGUUUUGCCUGGGGUGCGGAUUGGGGAGGGGAGUACGGUUGGGGCGGGGAGUGUGGUUACGAAGGUAUGUUAUUUUUAUUUUUUUUCUUUUCCGUUUGUUUUGGGCGGAGACUGA
Neohortaea acidophila is the source of this 609-nucleotide messenger RNA. RefSeq names its product trimeric LpxA-like protein. The record is from RefSeq and is a predicted model, not a curated record. The annotation marks the transcript as partial. NCBI's taxonomy places the organism in Eukaryota, Fungi, Ascomycota, Dothideomycetes, Mycosphaerellales, Teratosphaeriaceae. Gene Ontology annotation, molecular function: acetyltransferase activity. The transcript has 2 exons.